Molecule: messenger RNA, 333 nt
Organism: Anneissia japonica
Lineage: Eukaryota; Metazoa; Echinodermata; Crinoidea; Comatulida; Comatulidae
Exons: 1
Coding region: 1-333 (110 amino acids)
Source: RefSeq, a predicted model, not a curated record
AUGAAAGAAGAUCAGCGGAGACAUGUUGAUACGAAGCAAAAAUCUGCUGAUUUGGCCUCUAGAGGAACUUCAGUCAACAUGCUCAUUGGAAACAAUUUAUGGUUUGAAGGUCCAGCUUUCCUAAAGUGUCAAGAGCAAGUAUGGCCUCAGACAAUGAUCAAUGACAGUUUUAGCAUCGAUGACCUAGAAAUCAAAACUGCCGUUGCAGCACCAAUCGACACUAGCAUCGAUGAUAACAAUCGUUUAGAUAUGAUGAUGUUGAAAUUUUCUUCAUGGGAACGUCUCAGAAAAACAAUGGCAUGGAUUCUCCGAUAUGAUAUAAAGCUAAACUAA